AGAGCUGACUAUGUCAGUACUGCUGGUUGGUUACUCAUAUCAUUAACACCAGGGUGGGGGUGCGUGUGUUAUAGGUCUUGUCUCGGUGCUGAUUCACCGUGUGGAGCGCAGACCUCUGUGAGCGGAAGACAUCAAAUAUGACGCCAGCCAAAAACGUCUUGUUACCAUGUUAGGUUAAACUUACAUGGAACGAUUUAGCUUGAUUAACAUUUAACAGUGAUUGACUAUGGGUCUGCUCGCUGCGUUAAUACAUUCAACGCACGGGUCUCUACUGAAGUCCACGUUUAAAUAUAAUUGUAUUUCUGAAAUGAAGCAAAGAUAGCUUAAGACUACAGACUGCUCAUAAUACGCGAGGAAGAAACAGUGCAACAGUCGCGUGCACAAGCUCGAGAGGACGUGCAGUUGUUUGCUGUCCAUGGUGCUGCUGAUUUGAAUAUUUUGAACUCUCUCUCUCUCUCUCUCUCUCUCUCUCUCUCUCUCACCCCCCGUUCCCUGAGGGGGCUCUGAGCGUUGCAGCAUUACCGCUUGUCUCAGUGCCCUCUCUCCUCGCUCUUCAGAGCAAACGUGAAUGAAUUGCACUGUAAUGGGGAUAUCACUAUGUACCGGAAAGCUGAUUUCUUUCUCCGGAUAGUCCACCACGACAAAGAGGACAAAUAACUACGUGUCCGUGGUUCUUUAGACGGAAAGACAAGCUAAACGAGCGAGUUGUAUUUGUUAUUUACGUGUAGUUUUGCGUUUUCCUCCAAGGUAAACCGGUACACCGGUUAUCAAAAACAAGCGCAGUCGGAAGUUACCGCCAAAAAACGAAAACAGGAUAAUUCUUCAUCUGCGGUUCAUCUUCUGUCUGAAUAUCUACAUUUGUCCCAGGAGUACGUCUGGAAAGGAUUUUUUUCUCCCGCAAUCUCCUCACUUUCUCUCCUCGGCUGUCUUUGAAGACUAUCCGGUCCCAUCUCGCAAAGGAGACUCCAACAUCACAGCAAGACUGCUGAUCCCAAAGGAUGAACUACAAAUGAUGCUCCCUCCAGGGCAGUCAUCUCUCCCUGGCAGGGCAAUGUUCUAAGCGGGGUCCCCCCAGACCAUCAUGAAAGGGUACGGACCCCAGCAGCGCUCGCGCCACCUGUCCGAGUCCUGCGAUCCGUCCUCAGGCCCUGGCGAGCCCCACUACCCGCCGGCCACGCUCCCCCGCAGCCCCUACCUGCUCAGCCCCACGGCCAUGGACCACUAUGGCACCCUGGACCCGCACCAGUACUCCCCUACGCCGGUGCCUGGCGGCCUGCCGCCCGACUGCAUGCUGCCCCUCAACAGCCAGCUGUCCACCAGCAGCACCUUCCCACGCAUUCACUACAACUCGCACUACGAGCAGGGAGAUUUCUCCCCCACCUCAAUGCAGGGCGGAGAUAGCAUCGGGGGAAUCUCCACGGGCACUAUGGGCACCUCUGUCUCCAUGGGAAUGGGCAUGGGCCUUGGCAUGGGGCGCUCAGCUAUGAUAACCAGCGGAUCGGCUACCAUCUCGGGUGGUGGGAAGAAUCGCUUGCCCCCAAACCUGAUAGAUCAGUUUGAGAAAGGCCAACGGGACGGUUUCAGCACCCUGCAGUACCACCGGACCACCGCUGUCGCCGCGGCCGCCAAGCAGCAGCGCACCGACAGCCCGGGACGCAUCCGUUACCUGGUCCACUCUGUCCAGAAGCUCUUCGCCAAGUCCCAGUCCCUGGAGAGCUCCGGCAUGAAGGGCAGCGUCAACGGCCGCUCCGCCAACAGCUCCGGGGGUGGGGGCUCAUCAUCGGGGGAAGACGCCAAGCACCGGCGCAGCAAGAGCAAAGACCGGGGCACCAAGAGCGACAGUGGCCCCAAGCGUCGGCCGCGCUCCAACAUGUCGGGCUACUGGAGCUCAGACGACCUGGACGAGGUCAGCAACUACCGCAACCCCAUGGCCAUGAUGACUCUGGGCAGGCAGGGCACAGGCCUGGUGCCCGGUCAGGACAGCCAGGGCACCUCCAAGUACUUCGUGCACGGCUACAACACCAUCAGCGAGCACUCGCUCAAGCCAUCUAAGAGCAACAACGACCUGAAGUACCAAGGGUUGUCCACGCUGCCAGGCCCCGGAGGAGGAGGCGGAGACGGGAGCGGGGGCGGUCGAGGAGUGGGAGGGGGAGGGGGGAUGGUGGCCGGAGGAGACUUUGGCCGGGGGGGUCCCUGGGCCACACUGACUCUAGGACAGACGAGGCAGGUGGUCCAGAAGGGCUCGGCGACGCUGGACCGCUCCAUGCUCAAGUCCAAAUCAUGCCACCAGGACUUGGCAUGCCAAUACCUACAGGUGCGUGGCUGGACGCCUUCUGGAGGGGAUUGGAACAGCACUCUGGGUCGCAGCGGUGGGCCGGGCGAGAUCCCGUGUCGCCGCAUGCGGAGCGGCAGCUACGUCAAGGCCAUGGGCGACCUGGAGGACAGCGAGGACUCAGAGGGGAGCCCCAAACCCUCCCCCAAAACGGCAGCGCGGCGCCAGAGCUACCUAAGGGCUACACAGCAGUCACUCAGUGACCAGCUCCCACCGCGAAACCGGCUGCUGGAUUUCUCCAUGAUACAGGGGGAUCUGGAGGCGCUGUGGUCCCCUCUGCAGAGUGUCUCGUCUCUGCACCAGCUGGGCAGUUGUCUUCCUUCUCUUAGAGAGCUCUCUGGAAAUCGUAGUCUGGAUAACCUGGACUGUAUUGGGGGGUCGUCUCCUUUCCCCCGCUGGGACGACGACGACUUCAGCCAAGGCUGCAACACUCUGGGCCGCAGCAGCUGCAUGAGCCAGGUGCGCGACAUGGAGAUGGGCCACCGUUAUGGUGAGGAGUCCUGUUCGGAGUUUGGCGAGACCCACCCCCACUCCCACGGCCACGCUCGCUCACAUUCACGGCCAGAGGAGCCCCCGGAUCUGCCCAUGCCCACGUGCUUCCGCUCCCGUAGCCAUAGUUACCUCCGGGCAAUCCAGGCUGGCUGUUCCCAGGAUGACGACACAGCCUCGGUGGACUCGGAUUCGCCACCCCCAACUGCCACCACCGUACGGACCUACAGCUCCAGCACUGUCUCUACCUGCAUAACCACCUGUAAGAAGGUGGCCCCUCCGCCCGUCCCGCCGCGGACCACCUCCAAGCCCUUCAUCUCCGUGACUGUGCAGAGCAGCACCGAGUCCGCGCAGGACGGCUACCUGGACGGCCACGAGCGCAAGAGCGAGGCCAACAGCCAGUCGGGCCACAGCAACUCCUCGGAUAGCCUGGACAGCACGCGGGCCAGCAGCCUCGCCAAGUGCCCACGGCCCCAGCAGCUCCCCGUGGCCAGCCCGCGUGACCCACCAGCAGUCAUUCCCACCGCCACGGUCAUCUCCCCGCCGGAGGCCCGGCCCGUCCCUGCCGCCCCCCAGGCCCAGAAUGAGCCGGCUAAGGGCGGCCUGAGACCAGACAUUGAGCCCUUGCCUCGCAGAAAGCUCUCCUCCAUCGGGAUACAGGUGGACUGCAUCCAGGAAGUGCAAAGAGUCGAGACCCCGCCACUGGCCAGAUUUCAGUCAAUCGGAGUGCAGGUUGAGGACGGCUGGCAGCUCAGUCGCUCAAGCAGCAUGGCGUCCAAACAGGAGACCGACACGGAAUCCCAGGACUCCGCCCCGACCCCUGCGCCGGCUCCCAAGCCCGGCGAGAAGAAGAUCAUGGUGAACAGCAGCAGCCAGGUGGCCGACUCGCCGCCGCCGCCUACCACUAGCCAACAGCCGCAGCUCUCCCUCGACAACGGCGACCACAACGACGACGAGGCCGUCACCACCAGUGGCCCGGCACGGCAGCUGCUCACCAGCCGCUCGGCCACGCGCAGCUCCUCGUCCUCCUUCUCCGAGAGCCUGGACCCGGCGCUGGACCCCUCCUCGCUGCCCCCACCCGAACCCUGGAUGGAGAGCGGGAACGGAACGGCGGGAGCGGGGCCGGGCUCCGGAGGCCCCGCCAUGUGCCGGCGUGACGGCCACUGGUUCCUCAAACUGCUGCAGGCCGAGACCGGCCGCAUGGAGGGCUGGUGCCAGCAGAUGGACCUGGAGGUGCAGGAGCACCAGCUCUCUGAGGAGGUGUUAGGUAAAGUGCGCAGUGCUGUGGGUAGUGCCCAGCUUCUGAUGUCAAAGAAGUUCCAGCAGUUCCGAGGACUAUGCGAACAAAACUUGAAUGUGAAUGCUAACCCCAGGCCCACGGCUCAGGAUCUGGCAGGCUUCUGGGACCUGCUGCAGCUCUCCAUAGAGGACAUCAGCCUGAAGUUUGAUGAGCUCUACCACCUGAAGGCAAACGACUGGAAAGUGGACAGAGACUCGCCUGACAAACAGGAGAACCAGAAGCCAGUUCCUGCUGUGCCAAAGAAGCCCGGGAAAAGCAAGCCGGCGAUGGGCCGCGAGAAGAGCAGCGACGCCGCCGCCGACAAGCAGCGGCAAGAGGCCCGCAAGCGGCUGAUGGCCGCCAAGAGGGCAGCGUCUGUCAAGCAAAACUCCGCCACCGAGAGCGCUGACAGCAUCGAGAUCUACGUCCCUGAGGCCCAGACGCGACUUUGAGAGAGAGAGAGAGAGAGAGAGAGAGAGAGUGAGAGAGAGAUCAGGGGGUUGUGAGUGGGAUAGUGUUAAGAUUAGUUACACAUUAGGGCAAGAAGGCUAAAACAAUUAUGGCGAGUUAGAUUGAGUGAUGAACAGAUGGGUAAGGCUAAGACAUGGGUGAGAUGAAAUAAGAGGGCGAAUGAUUGGAGGAGGGACAAGGAACAAUACCGAAACAGAUCUUUGGCCUCCAGUCCACAGUCACAGGGAAAUACCAUUCUUUUAUUUUGUAUUGUUAAGACAGUACUUGCUUGAAAGGAAAAACAAAAAAACGGAAGGAUGGAAGGCUUAAAAUAUAAAGGAAUCAAGACUGACGCAACAGGACUUUGGAGAACGGGAGGCAUCGGGCAUAGCCCUCUCCGAACCGGCUACCAAGGAAAACCUCACGCAGACUUCACCAUUAGUACUCCAAUUAUUAUUGUUAUUAUUAUUAUUGUUAUUAUUGUUAAUAUAAUUAUUAUUAAAAUGGUUAUUGAUAAUAUUAUCUCCUUUAAAAAAAACUAUAUCAGACUGAUUUAAAUGUUCUAAUAUCUUGGAUAAGAGAUCUUCUAAUGUGUGGACUGGGAUGCAGCCACAUGUUGUUUUGGCUCUCAACCAACUCAGUCCCUUUACCCCAGCUCGGUAGUCUGCACACAACUCCUUGUAAAGCACUGCAAAAGACACUCACUUUCAUACACAGACACUUACUCCAUACACACACACACACACACACACACUCCAACCUGCGUAACACAUGCUCGCUCAGUGGAAUACACAUUUUUCAUGUCUGACCCUCCGCAAUCACUGUCUUCCUGCUCCUUUUUUUUUCCUCUACUUCUUUCUCUUACUCUUUGUAUGCUAUGUUUUUGUGUAUGCCCUUUGUGGCUUUCAGUCUGGGGUCUGGUGGAUCAUAUGGAAAAGAAAAUUGAGAAGCAGUUGUGAGAAUGCAAAUGGAGUAAUGAGAGCUGGAGCCAGGCUCUGGGGGGUAUUCUGUGUACGUGGUUUAGUUAGUGACAAACCUGGGAAAGUUAACUCCGAGUAAGUGAUAAACCUCCUUAAAGAAGAGCCCUAUGGCUUUGUUUUGCUAGGAGAAUGAAGCCAUUGGGCUCUUCUAUUAGGAGGUUUACCACUUACUCUGAGUUAACUUUUCCAGGUUUGUCACUAAACCACGUACAUGGCGGUUGUGAUAUUCCAGCAUGCAAACAAAAAAGAUUUGGGGGAAAAACGCCAUUAAUGUAUCACAUUUCUUUCUUUUACCUGGACCCAGAAUUUCUUUCUCCUUAAGACUGGCUCACUUCUUCUGAGGAGUUCAAGUUUUGUGGAGAAUGAGUGUAAGGUACUUCUGUUUUGCAGUAUGCCUCCAUGUCAUGUAAAGGUGUCCCCAGCAAAUGGCCACCAUUUUGUUUUACUGUUGUUUUGAUUUGUCCCUUUUGGGGGGUGUUUGGAGCAACAGCCAUUUUGUGACUCCAGGUCACCCAAUCACGACCCUCCACUCUCCAGGUGUGACCCUCCCUCAUUCACACUCCUGUGUCUGCCAAAGCAAGUCAUUACCACGAUUGUUGUCAUUCACUGCAGAUGAUUUGGGUCAAUGUCAUUCUGAAGAUGCAUCUCCACCUCCUUAGUAGUUUUCACUUUCAGUGUUCAUCUUCAAAGCUGGUACCCGACAGGGAGUAGAACAUUUAAAGGUUCAAGAAAAGUGUGAAUGCAGCAGAAUGAAAGUAUGCUAUUUAGCUAGUUGAAUGAUUUAGUUUUUUUAAGCUGAUAAAGUUUAGUUUUGAUAGGUCUAAUCUGCUACAGUAGCCCGAGGAGGACUGGUAACCCCCCCCCCCCCCCCAUUAGUCAUGUCCCUUUUGUCUCAUAAACAAAUUUGUCAAGGCAAAGCUUUUGUAAUGUUUUUUUUUUGCAUCAGCCAUGAUACUAUCAUGCAGAUGAUCCUUGAAACUGUACCUUCAUGUUUUAUUGAAACAUUGGUCAGGGUUUGCCCCUAUUGGUAAGCUUGUAGCACUACACAGAUGGUAUAUUAUUUCAGGGGCGCUUGUUGCCCCUCCGAACACUUUUCAGUGUAUUUUAAAAACCACUACUGGAACUGGCUGAUUGUUCAUGGUAUUUCGCCCAUGAUGGGUUAUAGCAUUCAUUGUGCAUGAGCUAACACUGUUUUUGCACUCGCUACAGCCUUUAGCCAGUCUUUCCCUGUACAUUUGAAUGAAGUGAGACGAAAGUAUUUUGCUCUUUUUUUUUUUGUAAUUGUGUAACCCAUUUGCCAUUGUUGCUCCUUUCCUCCAUACGCCGACCAAGCAAUCUGCACAUGUUUUUAUAUUUGAAACAAAAAGAUCAAUCAUUAAAUUCAGUUACACUACA
Messenger RNA from Clupea harengus (Atlantic herring), 6925 nucleotides. RefSeq names its product DLG associated protein 4b (gene dlgap4b). Gene Ontology annotation, biological process: signaling. The record is from RefSeq and is a predicted model, not a curated record. Gene Ontology annotation, cellular component: glutamatergic synapse; postsynaptic specialization. Lineage: Eukaryota; Metazoa; Chordata; Actinopteri; Clupeiformes; Clupeidae. Gene Ontology annotation, molecular function: molecular adaptor activity.